AUGAGAGCAUACUGGUACGACAACCUCCCCGGCGACCAACGCCUCCCCCACGACUCAGGCCGCACCGUGGACCCCACCUACCUCACCAACCUCGGAAUCCUGCACUACGAGCUGCCCAACGACCUCGACACCGUCAACCGCAUCGCGGCCGAGCGCGCCUACAAGAACCGCGACGAGAUUGAAAUCUCCCCCUCCACGCUGCCCGGGUACGAGGAGAAGGUGAAGAACUUCUUCGCCGAGCACCUGCACGAGGACGAGGAGAUCCGGUAUAUCCUUGCGGGCGGCGGGUAUUUUGACGUGCGGGGCAAGGAGGACGAUUGGGUGCGCAUCCGGUUGGAGCAGGGGGAUUUGAUGAUUAUGCCUGCGGGGAUCUAUCAUCGGUUUACUACUGAUGAGCAGAAUUAUACGAAGGCCAUUCGCUUGUUCAAGGAUGAGCCGAAAUGGACGCCUAUCAAGCGUGGAGAGGAGAGCGAUGUCAACGAGCAUCGCGUGGAGUACUUGAAGGCGCGGGAUAGUGUUUCGGCGAGCGCGUAA
Molecule: messenger RNA, 534 nt
Organism: Neohortaea acidophila
Lineage: Eukaryota; Fungi; Ascomycota; Dothideomycetes; Mycosphaerellales; Teratosphaeriaceae
Product: Acireductone dioxygenase ARD family
Exons: 2
Coding region: 1-534 (177 amino acids)
Molecular function (GO): acireductone dioxygenase [iron(II)-requiring] activity
Source: RefSeq, a predicted model, not a curated record